CACCGCCGUUGGCGGCUUCAGCCGUUGAUCACCAGGUCCCAGACAGUGAUUCCCUGCCGGCACCUGGCGAUCGCUGAGUAUCACUUAUGGGGGAGAGGUCUGUAUGUAAACAAUACAGAUCUCUCCCCUGUCAGCUCCAGCAAACUGCCUUGUAUUGCUCUGCAUAGCAGAGCAACUGUAAAACACACACAAAGCACACAAUAAACCAGCACACAGUUAACCCUUUGAUUGCCCCAGAUGUUAACCCCUUGCUGCCCAGUGCCAUUAGUACAGUGUCAGUGCUUUUUAUUAGCACUGAUCACUGUAUUAGUGUCACUGGGGAUGUCAGUGAGCAC
Staurois parvus is the source of this 335-nucleotide messenger RNA. The record is from the annotation of a GenBank genome assembly. NCBI's taxonomy places the organism in Eukaryota, Metazoa, Chordata, Amphibia, Anura, Ranidae.